GUGAGCCCGGAUCGCCCGGACCUGACGGCGACCCUGGAUGGCUCCACCCUGGAAGGGGCGUGGCACUCAGGGGAAGGGCGGCCACGCCCCAGCCACACCUGGCUCCUGGACCUGCCCCGCCCCACAGAGGCCCCGCCCACCGAGCAGCCACGCCUCCAGCUGGGCGUCACCUGGGAGCCCGACUCCGCCCACCGCCAGGUGACGCUGCUGCCAGACGAGGACGAGGCCUGGUGGCAGAAGCCAAUCGUGGCCCAGGAGCUGUUUUG
Neopelma chrysocephalum (saffron-crested tyrant-manakin) is the source of this 266-nucleotide messenger RNA. Its product is annotated as geranylgeranyl transferase type-2 subunit alpha-like. The transcript is spliced from 3 exons. The record is from RefSeq and is a predicted model, not a curated record. The annotation marks the transcript as partial. Gene Ontology annotation, molecular function: zinc ion binding; Rab geranylgeranyltransferase activity. Lineage: Eukaryota; Metazoa; Chordata; Aves; Passeriformes; Pipridae.